Molecule: messenger RNA, 2218 nt
Organism: Aegilops tauschii subsp. strangulata
Lineage: Eukaryota; Viridiplantae; Streptophyta; Magnoliopsida; Poales; Poaceae
Product: glucan endo-1,3-beta-glucosidase 14
Biological process (GO): carbohydrate metabolic process
Molecular function (GO): hydrolase activity, hydrolyzing O-glycosyl compounds
Source: RefSeq, a predicted model, not a curated record
CACAGAGCACCACACCACACCACCACCGCCGCCGGCCCCGGUUAACCCCCCUCUGGCCUCCUCCCCUUCCGUUUCAAAAAUCAAACACCCCGGACGGAAACCCUCUUUCCUCUCCCCCCUCCCUCCCGGCCGUUGCGGUGGCGAAUCCGGGCUGCGACGCGGGGCCGGCGGCGUGACCCUCCGUCCCCUCCUCCGCCGCGUCCCCUUCGUCGGGUCGCCAAUCCACCUCGUCCCACCCCGCCCCGCCUCGCCUCGUCUCGUCUCCCAACUUUUUCCGAUCUCCUCGUCGCUAAGCAAACAAACCCUUAUUAACCCCCCGCCGAAGCAGAUGUUCGCCUGGAGAAAAGGGCGCCACUUGCACUGGGCUAGGCACUCUGCUCCCCGGUGCGACUAGAGUAGAGUAGAGCCGGAGCGCCUGGUACGUGCCACUGGGUGCAGCCGAGAUUCCUUCUUGCCCUCGACUGGGUUCCGGCGGAUUGGUUGGUGUUGUUCUUGCGGAUUCUUUCUCCGUUCUUGGCAAGUUCGCCGUCCUGCUCCUGUGCUACUGCGGCGCCGGUGCCGGUGAGGAGGAAGGCUGCCAAGAUUGCUCGGGGGCCAGGGGGGAGCAGCCGCCGGUGCCCGGCCUCGGAGUGGCCGCCCCAGCCCGUCUAUGGAAGUUGCCGCCCCGACUCCAUGCCACGGCCUGGAACCAAAUUGCCGAGCACGGCACGGCUUGCCUGCCCUUCUGACGCUGCUUGUCACUCUGGUGCCCGUCUUCUGCUUCGUUCUUGCUCCGGAUCGGCCAAUUGCGGCGGGCCUGCUAUGACGGUGGUCAUGGGUCGGCGCCGGUGCGCUCACUGGAUGCUGCUGCUCUUCUGUUGCCUCCUCCUCACGUCCCCCUCACAUGGUCAUCGUCACAAUCGACCCGCUGACGCGUUUGUCGGGGGAUACGGGAUAAACUACGGGAGAAUAGCGAACAACCUCCCGUCUCCGGACAAGGUGGUGGAGCUCCUCAGGAGGUCCAAGAUAAGGAAUGUCAAGAUAUAUAAUGAAGAUCACACUGUGCUCGACGCGUUCAAAGGGACAGGGCUCAACCUGGUCAUUGCUGUCCACAAUGGGUUGCUGAAUGCUUUUGCUGCAAAUGAGAGCGUCGCGAUUGACUGGCUGAAUGAGAACGUGCAGCCUUACAUUUCUCAGACACGCAUUGUUGGAAUCACUGUGGGGAAUGAGGUGCUGGGAGGCGAUCCGAGCUUGGCCGCUCCGCUCGUUGGAGCUGUUAAGAAUAUGUACGAUGGUCUCAAGAAACUGCAUCUGGAUGACAAAAUUGAGCUUUUCACACCUCACUCUGAAGCUGUUUUCGCUACUUCCUAUCCGCCCUCUGCAUGUGUUUUCAAGGAAGAAAUCAUGGUGUAUAUGAAACCGCUGCUGGACUUGUUUUCACGGAUCGGCUCACCUUUCUAUGUCAAUGCAUAUCCCUUUUUGGCGUACUUAACUGAUCCGGGGCAGAUCGACAUUAAUUAUGCUCUCUUUCAGCCCAACCCUGGAGUAGUUGAUCCGAAUACUAGUCUGCACUAUGACAACAUGUUUGAUGCUCAGAUAGAUGCAGCUUACGCUGCUCUGCAGGCUGCUGGUUAUAAUGACAUGGAAGUCCGGGUGGCAGAGACUGGCUGGGCUUCUAGUGGAGAUCAAAAUCAAGCAGGACCAUCAGUUGAGAAUGCAAGGACUUACAAUUACAACCUCCGUAAGAGGCUCUUUUUGAGGAAGGGAACUCCUCUCAAGCCAAAGAUACCAGUCAAAGCAUACAUCUUUGCCUUGUUUAAUGAGAACUUGAAGAAUGGAGAUCCUACUGAGAAGCACUAUGGGCUCUUCAAUCCAGAUGGAAGGAUUUCAUAUGAUAUCGGUUACUCAGGUCUAUUACCUUCAUCAGCACCCGCAUCCUUGCUGUCAAUUAAGGAGAUGCGAGCCUGGGGUUGGAUUGCACACUAUUCGGCUGCGGUUAUCCUAGCUAUUUUCUUGUCUUAGGCUUAGUGACUUGAUGAUUAUAGAAUAGCACAUCUGUUAAGGGUACAAUGAAGAUGAGGAGUUAGAAUGCCUGCUUGUACUGGGAAACUCAGAAUGGAAAUUCAAAUAAUGGUUCCCUGCACACCAGUUUCGUUUGUGUUCCCCUCACCCCUUUUACCUGUGAAAAGAACAUGGUUUUGAAUUUUUACUGUAUAUAUAUUUAUUUUAGCGUUAGAAA